Molecule: messenger RNA, 279 nt
Organism: Purpureocillium lilacinum
Lineage: Eukaryota; Fungi; Ascomycota; Sordariomycetes; Hypocreales; Ophiocordycipitaceae
Source: RefSeq, a predicted model, not a curated record
AUGUUUGACUACGGCAACGGCCUGCAUGUAGGUGCCCAUUUCUCAGCCGCAGCUCUGGAGCAGUCCUCCACCCCCGCGCACCACACCGGCGCAGGAUGUGACGGCGCCGCGAAGCAUGUGGCCCUCCGCUCCGGUCACAUGGCCGUCACCACCGACCACGGGACACCACGGGUUCCGAAAUCCUCGGGCGCGCGCCAGGAUCUAUCCGUCCCUCGUGGCCGUCCCCUUCGCCUCGGCCCGCUCGCGCAGCCGACUUGUCCCUGUCGAUGUUCAUGUUGA